Molecule: messenger RNA, 1384 nt
Organism: Gymnogyps californianus (California condor)
Lineage: Eukaryota; Metazoa; Chordata; Aves; Accipitriformes; Cathartidae
Gene: DEDD
Product: death effector domain containing
Exons: 4
Coding region: 51-1061 (336 amino acids)
Biological process (GO): regulation of apoptotic process; extrinsic apoptotic signaling pathway via death domain receptors; apoptotic process
Cellular component (GO): nucleolus
Molecular function (GO): DNA binding; protein binding
Source: RefSeq, a predicted model, not a curated record
GCGGCGCUAAGAGGAGGCCCCGGCUCGGCGCGUGCCGGCGGCGGCAGAAGAUGGCCGCCUUCAAACGGAGCCGAGCGCAAGCCUGGCCGGAGGAACGGGGCGACCGGGAGCAUGGGCUGUACAGCUUGCACCGCAUGUUCGACAUCGUGGGCACCCACCUGACCCACCGGGACGUGCGGGUGCUCUCCUUCCUCUUCGUGGACGUGAUCGACGAUUACGAGAGGGGGAUGAUCCGCAGCGGCCGGGACUUCUUGCUGGCGCUGGAGCGGCAGGGCCGCUGCGACGAGACCAACUUCCGACAAGUGCUGCAGUUGCUGCGGAUCAUCACUCGCCACGACCUGCUGCCCUACGUCACCCUCAAGAGGCGACGGGCCGUGUGUCCGGACCUGGUGGACAAGUACCUGGAGGAGACGUCCAUUCGCUACGUGACGCCCCGAGCUCACAGCGAGGCGGAGCACGGCCUGGGUCACCCCCAUAAAUCAGUGCCUCCCCACCACCCCGUGGUCUGCUGCUCCUCCGCGGGACCCCAGAUCUGUACCAAGAGGCCCGGCCGCGGCAGGACCCUCCUCAGCAGCCAGCGCAAGAGGAGGAAGUCGGCGACGCCGGACCCUAAGGAGAAGCAGACCUGUGGUAAGAGCCCCUGGGGGGGGCUCGGGAGGGGGUUUUGGGGGUUCCCGGCCCCACACAUCCGCCUGCGAGUCCGAGCCGAGUACUGCCAGCACGAGACGGCGCUUCAAGGCAACGUCUUCUCCAACAAGCAGGACCCCUUGGAGCGUCAGUUCGAGCGCUUCAACCAGGCCAACACCAUCCUGAAGUCCCGGGACCUGGGCUCCAUCAUCUGUGACAUAAAAUUCUCAGAGCUCACCUACCUCGACGCGUUCUGGCGCGAUUACAUCAACGGCUCUUUGCUGGAAGCCCUCAAGGGCGUCUUCAUCACGGACUCGCUCAAACAAGCCGUGGGCCACGAAGCCAUCAAACUGCUGGUCAAUGUGGACGAGGAGGAUUACGAGGUCGGGCGCCAGAAACUCCUGAGGAACUUGAUGCUGCAGACGGCUCCCUGACGCCCGAUGGCUGCUCGGUGGGACCCAAGCUUUUUUCCUUCUCCUUUUUUUUUUUUUUUCUUUUUUUUUUUUUUCUUUUCUAAAAGAAAAGGAAAAGAUGAUUGAAACCCCCGCCCGGUGCUGUGCAACUCUGGGUUCGGAGCCGGGCUGGAGCCGCGGGGAGCGCCGGAGGCUUACGUGUUUCCUCACCCCUUUCCUGUCCUGUCACCUCCUCUCUCGCUUUGUUUUCCUUUUUUCUCUUUUAUUUUGUAUCCAUUAAAAACAAACAAACAAAGGCAAAAAUCCUGCCUGGGGCGCGUCAGUGACGGGGCUGGGCGAGCCGG